CAGGCAGGCAGACAGAAAGGGAAGAGAGCCUGCUGACGCUGGGACUCCAUGGAGAUGAGCAGGAGAAAUACAAGACAGCUUGGGAUCAACAGACCUGUCUGCUGUAGGAUGAUUGGCGGGUUCCUGUCCUGACACUGGGAGCAGAAUGCCUGGCGUUCCCUGUGGGGCUUCACCUCACCAUGCUGUGGCCGUCAACUGCUGCCUCCUCUUCCUCCUCCUCUUCCUCCUCCAGGCUGCACUGGGGCAGAAGCCGGCCAAGCUGCCCCUGGUGGAGCGCAAGCCCUUCGUGGCGGCCUGGAACGCCCCCCUGGACAUGUGCACGCUCAAGUACAACAUGAGCAUCAACCUGGAGCUCUUCCAGAUCUCGGGCAGCCCGCGCUCCGUGCACCGGGGGCAGAACGUCACCAUCUUCUACGCCAACCGGCUGGGCCACUACCCCUUCUACAACGAGGAGGGCGCGCCCGUCAACGGCGGCCUGCCGCAGAACUGUAGCCUGGAGGCGCACCUGCGCAAGGCCCACCAGGACAUCUGCCACUUCAUCCCCGCCGAGGACUUCCAGGGCCUGGCCGUCAUCGACUGGGAGUACUGGCGGCCGCAGUGGAGCCGCAACUGGCACAAGAAGGACAUCUACCGGCAGCGCUCGCGCGAGCUGGUGACGCAGGCCUACGUCAACGUGACGGAGGAGCAGGUGGAGGAGCUGGCGCGCCGCCUCUUCGAGAAAAGCGCCCGGGCCUUCAUGAAGAAGACGCUGCAGCUGGGCACCCAGACGCGGCCCAACGGCCUGUGGGGCUACUACCUGUACCCCGACUGCCACAACUACAACGUGCACGAGAACGACUACAGUGGCAGCUGCCCCCUGCUGGAGAGCCUGCGCAACGACGAGCUGGAGUGGCUGUGGAGCAGCAGCACGGCCCUGUUCCCCUCGCUGGCCAUCCGCAAGGCCAUGGCCGACAGCGCGCGCAACAUGCACUUCUCCCAGAACCGCGUGUUGGAGUCGCUGCGCCUGGGGGCGCUCUCCUCGCUGCCCUACGAGCUGCCCACCUACGUGUACACGCGGCUGGGCUACAGGGACGAGGCCAUGGCCUUCCUCACCCAGAAAGACCUAAUUCACACCAUUGGGGAGAGUGCAGCCCUCGGUGCUGCAGGUUUUGUGAUCUGGGGAGAUCUGAACCUCACCUCAUCAAGGCUCAACUGCUCUAAGGUGCGGGCCUUCAUGAACUACCGCCUGGGCCAGUACAUCACCAACGUGACGCGGGCGGCCGAGGUGUGCAGCGAGUACCUGUGCCAGUCCAACGGGCGCUGCGUGCGCAAGGACCCCCGAGCGCUGCACUACCUGCACCUGAGCAAGCCCAGCUACCGCAUCACGUCCCUGCGCAACGGCUCCUUCAGCGUCACCGGCCAGCACUCCCCGCACGACUACCGCGCGCUCACUGACCGCUUCCAGUGCCACUGCUACCAGGGCUACGCAGGAGAGCGCUGUGACAGCCUGGACAGAGACAAAGACAAAGAGAGGGAGAAGGAGGAGGAGGAGAAGGAGGAGAGUGGAUGGGAAACAGAGACAGAGACAACAACAGAGACAGCGAUAGAGACAGAGACAGAGACAGAGACAGAGAAAGAGGAGGAGAAAGAGAAAGAGAAAGAAAAAGAGGAAGACAAAGGGAAGGAGGAGGAAGAACAAACAGGGGAGGAGACGAAGGAGGAGGACAAGACGGAGGAGAGGACAGAGAGUGCUGCCCCACAGACCUCCCACACCUUUGGCCUCCUUCUCCUGCUCCUCGUGCUCCACUCGUGUGUCUGAGCUCCAGCUUCUUGUGUUGUGUUUCAGACAUGGUGUAGGAGAGCUAAACUGAGUAGGAUUAGCUGCCCUUUAGGAUGGACAUUCCCACUCUCUGCAGAUGGCACAUGAGAUGACUUAUGUUUGUAUCGAGUAACUUCAGGGUAUGUUAGUGCAUAAUUGUGAGUGUAUCUGUAGGCAAAAUGAUGUAUAUGUUGCGAAUGAGUUCAUGUAAAGCCACAAUUGUACAACUGUAUCAUGUGUUUGCACCUACACAUACCUCAGAUACAGUACGUCCCAAAGAUGCUAUCAGUGCUGGCAGAAGUGAAGGUCUACUUCCAUACUUCCAUGCAUCUUGUUUCCAAGGAGACGAUUCCUGUCCUACAGCUAUGCACUUCAGUAUCAUUGAUUAAAGUGACCUCAGAUUCCUUUCUUGGGGGAACUGGGCGGAGAACUGGAAGGACUUGACCGCUGCAUUCUUGAGAGGCACACAGACGUCUCUUCCUCGGUAGCACAGAGUUUGCCUUUGUGGUGUUCUUGAAUGUCCUGCUCACUGUGAUGGUCAUCUAAACUCAUAUUUAGGUACAAGAGGGACAGACAGACUGACCGCACUAACAUUGUGACAACAUCACACAGUAGUCCAGUGCGGAGGAUGGUCCUGGUUGUAGCUUUUGACGGUUAAAUACUUUAAGGCUAGACAAGACUAUUUCUGGAUUGGUGUGAUUAUGCCAUUUAGUCAUAGACAGACCUGAUGGCCACUGCCAUGACAAAGCUUGCUUUUAGAGGGGGAGGGGGAGUUGAGUGUCACAUACAGCACAUCCACAACACAUGUAGAUGAAGGUUAGUGUACUGAAUAUAUCAUCACAAUCGCUUUAUUUCAGGAAGCCUCUGAAGUCUUACAAUACCAUCACACUUGAUUGUACAGUACUUCUCUAACUCUUUGUUAAAGAAAGACAUUGAAUGUAACCAGACCAUCAAACUUCACAGCCUAUUUUCAGCAAUAAGCUUCAUUAAUGUUACUUUGUUGCAUCAUCAAACAUCUUUUUUUAAUGUCUAGGAUCAAACAAAUAAUCAUCAUUAUAUUUUUCAUUUAUAGAUGAGUCCAAAUAUGAACAUACUGUGUUAUCGUUAUUACAGCCAAAGUGUGCACAUAAAUAAUGCCAAUGAAUAAAACCUGGUACUGCCUUGCUGCAUUCUCAGCCAGUGGACACCGAGGUUCAGUUCAUACUUCUGUGGAGUAUUUGUAAUUAGGCAAGGGUACAGAACUUGCCUGAUUCAUUCAUCUCAACAUUAGUGAUUAUUUUGUACCGUUUAUACAAACCUGUUUAUGCAUAGAUGCAGUAUCCAAUACCAAAUACACUAUGACGACAAUGCAAUGUGUGAUAAAUGUUGCUUGAAUGUUGAUGCACUGCAAAUAAAUGGUGGUAAUCGUU
Messenger RNA from Sardina pilchardus (European sardine), 3207 nucleotides. RefSeq names its product hyaluronidase 4 (gene hyal4). The transcript has 4 exons. Lineage: Eukaryota; Metazoa; Chordata; Actinopteri; Clupeiformes; Clupeidae. The record is from RefSeq and is a predicted model, not a curated record. Gene Ontology annotation, molecular function: hyalurononglucosaminidase activity. Gene Ontology annotation, cellular component: cytoplasmic vesicle. Bases 146 to 1798 code for a protein of 550 amino acids. Gene Ontology annotation, biological process: carbohydrate metabolic process; hyaluronan catabolic process.